Molecule: messenger RNA, 4790 nt
Organism: Psammomys obesus (fat sand rat)
Lineage: Eukaryota; Metazoa; Chordata; Mammalia; Rodentia; Muridae
Gene: L3mbtl3
Product: L3MBTL histone methyl-lysine binding protein 3
Exons: 22
Coding region: 505-3141 (878 amino acids)
Biological process (GO): regulation of DNA-templated transcription
Cellular component (GO): nucleus
Molecular function (GO): protein binding; zinc ion binding
Source: RefSeq, a predicted model, not a curated record
CGCAGCAGCCGAGGCAUCCGCCGCGCGCCCCGCCAGCCAGCCAGCCGGCCCGCCGGGGAGGAGGACGAGCGGGAGGAGGACGCAAACUUGAGAGCGGCGGGGCGAGGGGCGCGCUGGCGGAGGGAAAACUUUAAUCUCCUCCGAGAGGGGGGAAGGGGGAAGAAGAACCCAAACCGGAGAGACACACGGAGAGAAAGAAAGAGGAGAAAAAAAAAAAAAAAAAAAAAAAGGUGGGAGGGCUCUGGGAUCCGAACCCCGCGAUCCGAUCCGAUCCGAUCCGCGGCCCACCGCGCCGCCGUGAGAGAGAAAGUUGACCGGCGGGACGGCUUUCUCUCCGCGCGCCCGGCCCGCCGCGCCGGGCCGAGGUGUCCGCCCGUCCGCCCGUCCGUCCGUCCGUCCGUCCGCGCUCCCGGGUGGGAGACCCAGCCGCGCUGCCGGGUCUCGUGGGUCCCUGGCUCCCUCGCCCCACCCUUCCACGGGGACACGAAGGUUAAAAAAUAAAUCAUGACUGAGUCUGCAUCUAGCACAAGUGGUCAAGAGUUUGAUGUGUUCAGUGUUAUGGACUGGAAGGAUGGAGUUGGUACCUUACCCGGAAGUGAUCUAAAGUUUCGGGUGAAUGAGUUUGGAGCUUUGGAAGUCAUCACAGAUGAAAGCGAGAUGGAGAGUGUUAAGAAAGCCACCGCCACUACCACUUGGAUGGUUCCUACUGCCCAAGAGGCCCCGACCUCUCCCCCGAGCUCCAGGCCCGUAUUCCCACCUGCCUACUGGACAUCUCCACCUGGGUGUCCCACAGUCUUUUCAGAGAAGACUGGGGUGCCAUUCAGGUUGAAGGAGCAAUCAAAAGUUGAUGGGCUUCAGUUUUGUGAGAACUGUUGUCAGUAUGGCAAUGGAGAUGAGUGUCUUUCUGGAGGAAACUAUUGCAGCCAGAAUUGUGCUCGGCGAACCAAGGACAAAGAUCAGAAGGAAGAGAGAGAUGGAGGCGAAGACAACGAGGAAGAGGAUCCCAAGUGUAGUCGGAAGAAAAAACCAAAAUUAUCCCUGAAAGCCGACUCCAAGGAGGACGGGGAAGAGAGAGAUGAUGAGAUGGAGAACAAACAAGAUGGAAGGAUCCUGAGGGGUUCCCAGAGAGCCAGAAGGAAAAGACGUGGGGACUCAACUGUCUUAAAGCAGGGUUUGCCUCCUAAAGGCAAGAAAACAUGGUGCUGGGCAUCUUACCUGGAGGAGGAGAAAGCUGUGGCUGUGCCUGCAAAGCUGUUCAAAGAGCAUCAGUCCUUUCCGUACAGCAAAAACGGGUUCAAAGUCGGCAUGAAACUAGAAGGCGUGGACCCCGAGCAUCAGGCUGUGUACUGUGUCCUCACUGUGGCCGAGGUUUGUGGAUAUAGGAUAAAGCUUCACUUUGAUGGCUAUUCGGAUUGCUAUGACUUCUGGGUAAAUGCAGAUGCUUUGGACAUCCACCCAGUAGGGUGGUGUGAGAAAACGGGCCAUAAACUACACCCUCCAAAAGGGUAUAAGGAAGAAGAAUUUAACUGGCAGUCCUACCUGAAGACGUGCAAAGCCCAGGCUGCUCCUAAGUCAUUAUUUGAAAAUCAGAACAUAACAGUGAUCCCAUCAGGCUUUCGAGUCGGAAUGAAGCUCGAGGCUGCAGACAAAAAGAGCCCUUCCUUCAUCUGUGUUGCUACGGUAACAGAUAUGGUGGACAAUCGCUUCCUGGUGCAUUUUGACAACUGGGAUGAGAGCUAUGACUAUUGGUGUGAAUCGUCCAGCCCACACAUUCAUCCAGUUGGUUGGUGUAAAGAGCAUAGGAGAACGCUGAUGACUCCACCAGGCUAUUCACAUGUGAAACACUUUUCCUGGGAUAAAUAUUUAGAAGAAACCAAUUCUUUACCUGCUCCUGCCAGAGCUUUCAAAGUGAAACCUCCACACGGAUUCCAGAAAAAAAUGAAGCUUGAAGCUGUAGACAAAAGAAACCCCCUGUUUAUCAGAGUAGCAACAGUAGCAGAUACAGAUGAUCACCGGAUAAAAGUUCACUUUGAUGGCUGGAGCAGUUGCUAUGAUUACUGGAUCGAUGCAGACUCUCCAGACAUUCACCCCGUGGGCUGGUGUUCCAAAACCGGGCACCCGCUUCAGGCACCCCUCAGCCCUGCAGAAUUAAUGGAGCCAUCAGAAACUGGGGGAUGUCCAACUCUAGGCUGCAAGGGUAUUGGCCAUUUUAAGAAAUCGAGGUACCUGGGCACUCAGAGUGGUGCCAACUGUCCGUAUUCUGAAGUCAACUUGAAUAAAGAGCGCAUCUUUCCAGACCGCCUUAGUGGUGAGCUGUCUUCAUCUAGUCCAUCAUUUCCCAGAAGUAAAAGGAUGGACACCCACGAAAGCUCAUCAUCUCUCGAAACCAGGGAACAGCGUGCUGAUAACGUCAAAGAAGCUUCUGAAGAGAAAACAGAAAAUGAAGUGAGGACAUCAGCUGAAGCCAAAGUUGUUCGGGAAGAGCCUAGCACUCCUGUCCAGCAUCCUCAGCAGGCUCAGCCAGUGCAGCAGGCUCCGCCUCCUCAGCUGCCUCAGCAGGCUAUUCCACAGGCUCAGCAGAAGACACAGGCUCAGCAGAAGACACAGGCUCAGCAGCCUCAGCAGGCCCAGCAGGCCCAGCAGGCCCAGCAGCCUCAGCAGCCUCCUCAGCAGCCUCUUCAGCAGGCCCAGCAGGCCCAGCAGGCCCAGCAGCCUCAGCAGCCUCAGCAGCCUCAGCAGCCUCAGCAGGUUCAACAGGCUCAGCCAGCUCAGCCAACUCCCCAGGCCCAGCAGGCCCAGCGGAGGUCAGCUGUCUUUCUCUCCUUUAAGCCCCCAAUUCCAUGCCUGCCGCUGCGCUGGGAGCAGCAAAGCAAGCUCCUUCCAACCGUUGCUGGAAUCCCUGCUAGUAGAGUUUCCAAAUGGAGCACAGAUGAGGUGUCAGAAUUCAUUCAGAGCUUGCCUGGGUGUGAAGAACACGGAAAAGUGUUUAAGGACGAACAAAUCGAUGGAGAAGCAUUUUUACUCAUGACCCAAACAGACAUUGUAAAAAUUAUGAGCAUUAAGCUGGGCCCAGCUCUCAAAAUUUUCAAUUCUAUUCUGAUGUUCAAAGCUGCAGAGAAGAAUUCCCACAACGAACUGUGAAGACAGCGAAUUCUGGCACCAUCAGCUUCCGCUUUGUAGCUCAUCAUGUUUCUUCAAAGCACAAGGACGGCUCUAGCUCCCAGUGAGAAGUCUUCAGAACUCACAAGAGCAGACCAUGGGACCGGCUGUCCCUCCAGACUGCGUACGCAUUCCUAGGAAAUGCUUUAGCUUCUCACCAGCUACUGUCCAACAACACUCACCUUUCGGUUCUGCUCAUUGAGCUAAACUUAUCUUUGUAAAUCUUUUGGAGAUGGGAGGUGGGUGGGGAAAGGGAGGCUUCAUUAUUUAUGGACGGGGUGGGGCAAACAGAACUUUUGGCAUUUUGUAAACAUCGUUGGAUUCUCUUUCAUGUACACUAUCUUUUUUUUUUCCAAUACUUUCAGAAACCUUUUUAUAUAACUGAAUUUCAACUUAAACCAAAUCCGUUGAAACCUGGCUGAGUUUAGCCUGGGACUGGUGUCAGUCAUGGUCGCCCUGUGCCAUAUUUGGAAUUGCAGCAUUAGCCAAGUGUAACUCUGUGAGUCGAGACCUUGCCUAACUCUGCGCCAUCCUCUGUUGGGACUGAAGCAUUGUAAAUACUACCUUUCUUGGAAUCCAUGUUUUCACUUUUGCACGCAUCAUGAAUUGUUAAACAAAUUACUUUUCACCAGCAUCUUUACUGUUAUUACCAAAAAAGUGUAUAUAAAAGAAUGGAACUGAAAAAUAAAAUAUAUAAACCUACUUAGAUUUGAAUGAAGUAGUGUAUCUUGAGCAGAAUCGGUUUUUGUACAUCACGGUGCCCACCAGAGGAUGUUGCAGUCCUAUCCCCGGGCAAGUUGAUGAGGAACUUGAUUUAUGAGGUUAUUGUGUGCAUCGCUGUAAAUGGCAUGGAAGGAACUGGUGCUUUACCGAAAAGGACUCCCUCUGUUGCUGGAAACACUAAUCCUUCAAGAGUCCCAUCAUUCUCCCAGGUCCUCCAGACCCAGAGCAUCGCCUCAGAGUGAGCUGAGAAGCAGUGCGUAGCUCUUCCUGCGUAGACCUGCUGGGACAGUCACUCCAGCAGCCUCAAAAUUCUUCCUGCUCACGGGUCGAGAGAGCGGCUCCCAAAGCCGUUUUUCCGGGAACCUCCAAUGUAGAAAGAUUCCUUUUCCUAAAACAUAUUUUGCCUUGAUUUCUAAGCAUCUGGAUGCACUUUAAAUGAAAGCCCUUGGUUAUUUAUAAACUCAUAGUUGGCAGUGUUUCUUUUGUAAGCAUGCACUUCUGAGGGAAAGGUAAAUUAUUUUGUCAGUCUUUUGAUGUACUUUCUAAUUCCAGGAUUAGACCUUUAUUCAAGGACUGCUUUAAAAAUAGAAAGUUUAGUAGCAUGCCUUCGGAACUCUGGGGCACGUCCCGCCUCUUUCCACAAACUCUUUAAUGUUUUUCUGAUGUAGGACUUCCUUUGAUGUGCCAUAGUAGGAGUUUAUUAUCAGUGCUUUGUCAUUAUUCAAGGUGAAACAGGGUCCGUGACAUCAGCGGUGUCCUAUUCAUUUCUUUGCAUGAAUCUGCUAAAUACGCUUUUUAUUGUUCCUUUUUUUCCCUUUUCUUUUGUUGUGUUCAGUAUUUGUACAUUUUAACUUGCACUUGUUACAUGUGAUAUGAAUGAAAUAAAAUUUAAUUACAGAUUCCUUUUA